AGAAAAGGGACCGGGCAACUUUGCGAUGAGACGAUAGAUACCGACCGAUUCUACAACAGCCGCAAGGGAACACUUACACGCCCGCCAUGGCGGCACCCAAUUGCCUGAGAUGCCUCUUGCGGCCCUCCCCUGCAAUGGCAAUCCCCCGAAGGCUAGCACCAGUCACAAUAUCUACCGCGCCGUUCUCCUCGUCCGCUGCCACGCUCUACGCUUCCAAGCCCGCGAGCUCAAGCAUGUCGAAGCAUAUACGUGCGGGCAAGAAAAUGAAGCUCGGCAAAUUCAAGAAAAAGAAGAAUAUCGAUCGCGGCAAACCUCCUGCGCCUGGCGAGCGGAAGGCCUUCCGGAAACGCAUAUUGCUCAGCAACAACAACGCCCUGUCUGUUCCGGGCCUGGGGGAGCUCAGCGCCGAUGCAAUGCUUGAUCCCACAAAGACGGGCCGCGUGCUCGCCAUCCCGAACGAACUCGUGGACCAAUUGCGCGCGGUAGAAGCCUUCAAGCCGUCACAGUGCUGGGGGCUGUUCCGACAGCCCUCUAUCCUCGUCCGCGCGGAGACGACGGACCUGGCUAAGAGGAUGCAGGACUCUGCGCGGAAGCAGGAGACGCUCAGAUUGGUUAUUACAGGGGAGAAGUUGGCCGGAAAGAGCACGCUCCUCCUCCAGUCAAUGGCGUAUGGGUAUCUCAACGGCUGGAUUGUUUUCAAUAUCCCUGAAGCGCAAGAACUCACAACUGCGUGCACCGAGUACGCCCCAAUACCGGGCACCGACCCCGUACAAUACAGCCAGCAGUCCUACGCACUCAAGAUGAUGCAAGCCCUCCGCAAAUCUAACGAGCGUGUACUCUCCAGUCUCAAGACGGUCCACUCGCAUCCCAACCUCGUGCAGCACUUCCCCGUGGGUACAUCGCUCUUGCAGCUCGCCAACGGCGCCAAGGAGGCCGACAACGCCUGGCCCGUCUUCAACGCGGUCUGGCAGGAAUUGACCGUUCAGGGCCACGGCCGGCCGCCGAUCCUCUUCGCCCUGGACGGCCUCGCCCACGUCAUGAAGAUCAGCGCCUACCGCUCGCCCGCCUUCGAGCUCAUCCACUCGCACGACCUCGCCGUCGUCCGCCGCUUCGUCGACUGCCUCUCGGGCGCGGCGCCGCUCCCCAACGGCGGCGCCGCCAUCGCCGCCACCAGCAGGGGCAACGCGCCGCGCACGCCGUCCAUGGAGCUGGCCCUGGCCCAGCGGGAGGCGGAGCGCGACGGCACCGAGCCCCCCCGGAGGGAGCCCUUCUCCCGGGGCUACGACGACCGCGUCGACGCCGCCCUGGCGACCGUCCAGGUGCUGCGGCUCAGCAGCGUCGCCAAGGCCGAGGCGAGGGCCAUCAUGGAGUACUGGGCGGCGAGCGGGCUGCUCAGGACCGCCGUGGAUGAGCCCACCGUGAGCGAGAAGUGGACCAUGGGCGGGAACGGCAUCCUGGGGGAGAUGGAGAGGGCGGCGUUGCGGACGAUGAGGCUUUGAGGGGGUAUGUGACGGGCCUAGAUGAUAGAAUGCGGAGCUUCUUUUCCAUGUCUACCUGGUUACCGGGAACUGCUCAUUCUUUCCAUCUGUACGCACUCUGUAUUGUAUAAGAGGGAGAUAUGGAUGAACGAUGUACCAUAAAAUCAUUGCUAAGAUACAUACCCCUUUAGAAAGGGUGCUAUUUUCGGGACUUAGCAGGUUAGAACGUGAUUCUGCGAGAGCUUUGCAUAAAGUUGUCUGCAUAUUAAUUCUUCCAUUUCCUAACAUGAGUCAAUUCGAUCGUCUACAGCUUCCUCUGGUUAUCCCGAGAAAGAUUCCACUAAAACGCCAGUCCCAGCUCCCCACGAAACCCCUACAUGAACACACAAAGCACAAAAGACAUCAAUCAGG
Messenger RNA from Phialemonium atrogriseum, 1889 nucleotides. Its product is annotated as mitochondrial ribosomal protein. The transcript is spliced from 2 exons. Lineage: Eukaryota; Fungi; Ascomycota; Sordariomycetes; Cephalothecales; Cephalothecaceae. Gene Ontology annotation, biological process: mitochondrial translation. Bases 87 to 1499 code for a protein of 470 amino acids. The record is from RefSeq and is a predicted model, not a curated record. Gene Ontology annotation, molecular function: structural constituent of ribosome. Gene Ontology annotation, cellular component: mitochondrial small ribosomal subunit.